AUCUGGAAUAAAAUCUAGCCUGAAGAGACACUAACUUUGAAGAACUGCCUUGUUUUCUUUCUUUUUUUUUUUUUUUUUACAAAAUGAACAUUCAGAAGGCAAUGUUGUUUUUAUGUUGGAUUAUUUUGUGCAUGGACACCUGUCUAAGCCAGGAAGACUGCACAGGUGUGGACUGUCCUGUUCUGCAGAACUGCAUCGAAACGGUUUUAGAGAAAGGUGCCUGCUGUCCCACAUGUAAACUAAUGGGCUGCACCUGUGAGCGUUACCAGUACUACGACUGCGUCCAAGCAGGCUUCCGGAAAGGGAAAGUCCCAGAGGGGGAAUCUUACUUUGUGGAUUUCGGAAGCACUGAAUGCUCCUGUCCCCAGGGAGGAGGGAAAAUAAGCUGCCGUUUUAUUCCGUGCCCUGAAAUUCCUCCCAACUGCAUUGAUAUUUUACAACCUGCAGAUGGAUGUCCUCAAUGUGAGCGAAUUGGCUGUACCCAACGCAGCAAGAAGUAUGAGGCAGGACACUCCUAUCAGAUAGACCCGUGCCAUGUUUGCCACUGUCCAAAUGAAGGUGGAAGGCUAAUGUGUUCACCUAUCCCUGGUUGUGACCUUCGUAGUUCUAAUAAACCCAUGUGGGUUACAACUACUGAGAACAACAACCCUUUCAGAGACCCUAGCAGCCAUCAUGGCAGCCACCAGAAGAGUCCUGUGGAACCAUUUUCCAAGCUGGCACUGGGAAACACUCUACCACUGUAUAAGCAGGACCCACCCAGUUUUGGCACCGAGGAUUAUGACUAUACACUGGCAGGGCCAACGUCUUCCACUAUCCAUGAUCUGGCCCAACCACUGGAAUCUACUACAGCAACACCAGUUUACCAAGAGUCAAGCUCCACUUCCUUCAGCUCCCAUGAUGACAGUAGACAUGACCUGAGGAAGACACAAAAAAGCCCUGAUCCAGAGAGGAGCAGUGAGGCUGAGGUUGCACAUAACAUGGAUCCAACCACUCGAGAGACUCAGAGCGAAACAUCAACAUCCCUAAUAACAGCAACCAUACAGACCACAGAGAACCACAGGCCACAACUGGAAACUGGCGAAAGGACUAUUAGACAUAACAGUGACAGAAACAGAGUGGUACAGGAAACUUUGAAAGACACAGAAUACACUGCCCAUGCAAACAAAGGGGGAAUGCACUCUGGCAUUCACAAACAUAGUCAGGGCAGUCGCACACAGAGUCAUGGCGGCUCCCAUUCUGUCGGCCAUAAGUUACAAGAAAAAGUGUCAGUGGAGCACAGGCAGCUGCUCGGUAAAGAGGAGCGGAGCUCACACCCCACAAUACAGUUCAAUCCCACCAGCAGAGCUCCAGUCAGGAUGCAGGAGGAUGGAGAGCAGCCUCAAAGACAACCCCAAACACUCAACAACUACCGCUCUCAGGAUGGUGAGGGAGACACAGAAGUGUCUGCCAAAGAGCUGGUGAAGACCUGCUGUGAGACAGGGGAGAAAUGGGCUUCAGCUAAUGGUCACUGCAACAACAUGGACCUACCCAAGAAAGAUAGACACUCCAUCUGCUGGACUGCCCAACAACAGUGCUGCCUCAGUUCCCUGAGAGAAAGUCGGUGUUUGGCUGGAAUGAAUGCAGCCAGAGCAGGGGAUAUGUGUCAAGAGGACACCAGCAAUAAAUGUAGGAUUGAUUCCUACAAGGAGUGCUGUGACUGCUGUUCUCUGGGGCUGCAGUUCCGCAGUGAGGGGCAUCGCUGCGAAGCCCACUCCUACCUGGGCUUCCACUGCAGACACUUAUUUCUAACCUGCUGCGAUGGGGAGGACAGCACAGCUGGGAAUCAGGAUGACUGGCACUCUGUCAGAGAGAGGCCCUCUCUCAACCCCACUCCAACACCAAAAAAAGUAUCUGACAGCCCGUACCCUAAAGAGGCCUUCUCCAUCGGUGAGGAGCGGGAUGGGGAGAAUGCGGUGGAGGGUCCUGUUGAAGUGGAGGACAUGGAUGAGUGCCUGAUAUAUGAGGGCAACAUCUGCCACCACAGAUGUGUCAACACGCCAGGCUCUUUCCGGUGUGAGUGCUUCCCUGGAUACGUGCUGCAAGAGGACGCUGUCACUUGUGCGCAAGAUACGGAGGACAAGGAGAACGGACUGAAGGAGACUGACAGAGCGGCAGCAGAGCCUACUUCCCCACCUCUGCCUUCCACCGAGCCCCGUGUCCCACUCAACUCCUGUGAAGGAAACAGCCCAUGUGAGCAACACUGCACCUCAGUGGGUGGAAGGCCACAAUGCUCCUGCUUCCCAGGAUUCUCCCUCAUGGCUGACGGGCGCUCCUGUGAGGACAUAAAUGAGUGUUUGUCCGCACAUGCCUGCCAGCUGAACGAGCGCUGCGUGAACACUGCAGGGAGUUACAUCUGUCAGAGACUGAUCACCUGUCCCCCAGGAUACCAGAUCAACAAUAACAUAUGUGAAGAUAUCAAUGAAUGUGUGCAGCGGACCCAUAACUGUGGACUUGGCUUUGAGUGUGUCAACACUGAGGGCUCCUUCAGGUGCAACCCCAUACCUCGAUCUCAGUGUCCAGUGGGCUUUAACUGGGACGCACAGGGCAAAUGUAUAGACAUUGAUGAGUGUGGCGCUUUGGCCCAGCCAUGUAGCCAGGAUUUUAACUGCAUCAACACAGUGGGAUCCUACAUGUGCCAAAGGAAGAUAAUAUGUAGCCGUGGCUAUCAUGCCAGUCCUGAUGGAUCCAGAUGUAUUGAUGUGGACGAGUGUCAGGGCAGUCUGCAUCGAUGUGGAGAGGGCCAGCUGUGCCACAAUCUGCCUGGUUCCUAUCGUUGUGAAUGCCAGACAGGCUAUCAGUAUGAUUCAUUCAGGAGGAUGUGUGUAGAUGUAAAUGAGUGCUGGCGCUAUCCAGGCCGCCUGUGUGCCCAGACCUGUGAGAACACCCCGGGCUCCUAUGAAUGCUCGUGUACCUCUGGCUUCCGCUUAUCCAGAAAUGGGAAGAACUGUGAAGAUGUGAAUGAGUGUUUGGCCAGCCCAUGCAAUCAGGAGUGUGCCAACAUCUAUGGUUCCUACCAGUGCUACUGCAGACAGGGCUACCACCUCAGGGAGGAUGGGCACACCUGUGAAGACAUCGACGAGUGUUCCCAGAGCAUCGGCCAUCUGUGCACCUAUAAGUGCGUGAAUGUUCCUGGCAGUUACCAGUGUACCUGUCCUGAAUAUGGAUACACCAUGUCUCCAAAUGGACGCUCUUGCAGAGAUAUCGAUGAGUGUGCUACAGGUGCCCAUAACUGCUCUCUGGCCGAGACCUGCUACAACAUCCAAGGAGGGUACCGCUGCCUUUCUCUCACCUGUCCACCAAACUACCGCAAGGUGUCUGACACGCGCUGUGAGCGGAUCAGCUGUCCUAACUACCUGGAGUGUCAAAACUCUCCGCUGAGGAUCACCUACUAUUACCUCAGCUUCCAGUCCAACAUCGUCAUCCCUGCACAGAUCUUCCGUAUCGGACCCUCCCCUGCCUACUCGGGAGACAACGUCAUCGUCAGCAUCACGCAGGGCAAUGAGGAAAACUACUUCAGCACCCGGAAGCUGAAUGCCUACACAGGUGCUGUGUACUUGCAUCGACAGGUUGAGGGUACAAGGGAUUUCUUAAUCAAUGUGGAGAUGAAGCUUUGGAGACAGGGGACGUUCACCACUUUCCAUGCCAGGAUCUACGUCUUCAUCACAGCCAACCCCCUCUAACAGUUAGAGAUGUGCAGUGGCCACUAUGGACCUUAAUUCAGUUCCUGAAGACUUUUCAUAUCACUAUUUAACAACGUCAUAAAGUAUUCCACUGUCUGUCAUGAUUGGUUUUAGUAGUUAAUCUUGCUUAUGUCCAGUUGAAGUUAAUAUUUAAGCAUUGUUGUAAGAGUUGUGGAAUAUUCAGAAAGAAACUGUUGAACACUGCCUUAUGCCCAUUUGUUUUCACAGCAAUUGCAUGAAAACCCUGUAAUGGCAAGUUAUCUUUUUUUCAUUUUCCACUGGAAUUAUACAUGUAAGUAAUUUCCAUUAAGGAAAAUACAUUCUAUAUUUUCAAAAACCCAUUAAUAUCUGAAUCCAAAAUAAUAACUUUAGAGAUACAAAGAUAUUUAUUAUACCACCAGAAUGAAACAAUUUGCCAUUGUUUUGAUGAUCUUAACCCGAUGUAAGUAAAGCAUAAAAAUGAUAACAGGCAAUCUCAAGCUUCUUCCCAGCUCUUUUUUUGUAAUAAGAGACUUAUUGCUCAUAUCAUCCUGUUAUAAGAUGAAGAUGUGUAAUUUGAUAACAAUGUGACAAAAAGCAGAAGAUGAGUUUCCAUUACAGCGCCUAAACUAGUAUGUCUCUUUUCUUUUACCCUUCAUAUUUUAUCAUUUUAUAUUAUUCUAUAUGGUGUAUUUUUGUAUGAGACACAUUAUGUAUGGAUGUAUCAUAUUUUUAUGCUAGAUUCAUAAGCUGCAGUAUUUUACUAAAAAUAAUAAACACCUAUGUGAUUUGGUGA
Messenger RNA from Micropterus dolomieu (smallmouth bass), 4494 nucleotides. RefSeq names its product fibulin-2-like. Gene Ontology annotation, molecular function: calcium ion binding. NCBI's taxonomy places the organism in Eukaryota, Metazoa, Chordata, Actinopteri, Centrarchiformes, Centrarchidae. The transcript is spliced from 16 exons. The record is from RefSeq and is a predicted model, not a curated record. Gene Ontology annotation, cellular component: extracellular region. The coding region runs from base 84 to 3719 and encodes 1211 amino acids.